Molecule: messenger RNA, 2542 nt
Organism: Parnassius mnemosyne (clouded apollo)
Lineage: Eukaryota; Metazoa; Arthropoda; Insecta; Lepidoptera; Papilionidae
Source: the annotation of a GenBank genome assembly
GCUUCCUUUCUGAGGAUUAAAUAAAACAAAUUUAUUAACACCAACUAUAUAGUACAUUUAGUAAGUAUAAUUUAUAGCAAUUAUAAUUAUGUUUGUAGAAGAAAGUUACUUGAUUUUUGCUUUCAUAGAACUUAAAUGUCAGUUAUAAUUAACAAAAUUAAUAAAUCCUUUACAUUUUAACUAGAUUUGUUUUUUGAAUAGGAUAGGAUAAAAUAGUUAUUAAAUUAUAUUAACUUAAUAACACUAUCUUUUGUUACACUUGGUAUAAUAAUCGUCGACUUCUUUUUACAUUUGUUAAAAAAUUAUCUAUACCAAAAUUGGAUGAAAAUGAAAAUGCUUUCACAGUCAUCAUCAUUUACAUCAGACUAAUUCUGAUAAUAUUAUUGCUAUGGCAUAGUCUAAUGCACUACUCACUAUAUAGGUAGACCUUGUACAUCCAUGAGGUCCUCUUGCAGCGCUUGCGUGGUGGAUGAAGGCGGCACGGCGAAAGCGCUGUGAUGUUGCGGCCGUGGCCUCCUCGGGGAACGCGCCGUGAUCACUCGUGGCUUGUGGACCUCGUCCAUUACUGAAGGUGCCACCUAUCUUUUAUUCUCAACGUGAUGUUGAAUUAUGGGACAGCCUGUUUAUAAAAUUGAUACAUAACCGAGGAAGAGUAAUUAACCAAGCCAAUUAAUAAGAGUAAUUAACCAAACCAAGCCAACUGAGUCAUUGAAUAAUUCUCCAACUGUCGCCGAGUCAUUACUCAAACAGAAUGUUAAUACAUGUUUAAAAGAAUUUAGAUUUGAAAAAGUACUAUCACAAGAUGUUGUAAAAUACUUCAAAACUAUUGAUGUUAAGAAGACCGCAGAUUUGUGGGGGAUUUCCGUUACAGUUAUUGCGUCCAUAAUAGAUUUAAUUGCACCUAUCUUGCUAUUAUCUUUAAUACUUGUAUCGAUUCUGGUGUGUUUCCUGAUUUAAUGAAGUAUAGUAGAGUAAUACCUUUAUUUAAAUCUGGUAGUACAUUGGACCCCGCUAAUUUUAGAUCUAUUUCUGUACUACCAACUCUCAGUAAAAUUUUUGAAAAAAUCAUUUUGGAUCAAUUGUUAAUUUUUUUUAAUACUAAUAAAUUACUUCAUAAAAACCAAUUUGGUUUUACAAGGGGUCGCUCAACGUCUGACGCCGGUGUUGAGCUUAUGAAAUAUAUUUUUAAUGCCUGGGAAAAUUCCCAAGAUGCCUUAGGUAUUUUCUGUGAUCUUUCCAAGGCUUUCUAUUGUGUUCAUCAUGAGACAUUAAUCAGGAAACUACAACAUUACGGUGUAAAAAAUUUAGCGCUUAGACUUAUUAGUUCAUAUUUAAGUAACAGAACUCAAAAAGUCGUGAUCAAUGGUAAAGGUUCCUCCGGAUCAGUAGUAUCAAUGGGUGUUCCUCAUGGCUGGAUUCUUGGCCCAUUCCUGUUUUUAAUCUAUAUUAAUGACUUACUUUAUCUUGUAGGGGACAAUCACGAUAUAGUAUUAUUUGCUGACGAUACCUCUUUAAUUUUCAAACUCAAACGGCAGUUAAUUAAUUAUGACGAUGUAAAUAAUGCUCCAUCGAAAUUGGUACAUUGGUUUAACGCCAACAAUAUGCUUUUAAACGGCAAUAAGACAAAGUGUAUUAAAUUUACAAUACCUAAUGUAAAACAUUCGAAUACCAAUGUGCUGUUAAAUGUGGAGGAGUUGAGUCUUGUGGAUACCACUGUUUUUCUUGGUUAUUAUUGACGCGAAACUUCAAUGGGGCCCCCAUAUAUCUAAAUUAGCAAGCAGACUUAGUUCUGCGGCAUAUAUUGUAAGAAAGAUUAGAAGUCUCACAGAUGUUGAGACAGCUAAAUUAGUGUAUUUUAGUUACCUUCAUAGCGUAAUGUCUUAUGGAAUUUUGCUAUGGGGUAAUGCGACUGAUAUUGAAGCUAUAUUUGUUUUGCAAAAGAGAGCCGUACGGGCGAUUUAUAACCUAAAUUGUAAAGAGUCCCUCAGAGAAAAAUUUUAAGAAAUAAACAUAUUAACUUUGGCUUCGCAAUAUAUUUAUGAGAAUGUAAUGUAUGUGCAUAAAAACAUAAAUAGCUUUAAUAAGAAUAAGGAUGUGCAUACUUUAAACACUAGGAACUAACAUAAACUUGUAAUGCCAGUUACUAGACUCCACAAAAUCAGUAAUUCAUUUAUGGGGCAAUGUACAUAUACGCUUUUACAACAAAAUCCCAGAACAUAUUCAGUUUGUCAAUAAACAAGUUUAAAAGUUUAAUUAAAGAAAGACUGUACAAAAAGGGUUAUUAUAAUAUCAAGGAAUACAUGAAUGAAAAUAACCCCUGGGAAUAGGGUGAUCGCCACCAUGCUGGUUCUAUGAAAAAUCAUUUAAAAAUUGUAUAAACAAAAUUAUUGUUAAGUGAAAUUAUGUUUGCUGGGUUUCUUGCUGGUUCUUCCCAGGACUGGGAUGUUUUCCGAACCAGUGGUAAAUAAAAAAUUACUUUCAAUAAGUAUUAUGUAAUAAUCAAUAUUGAAUAAAAAAUUAUUCUAUUCUUUCUAUUCUAUUC